GGCGGGUCCGGAGAUGCCCCAGCACAGCGUGGGGACGGACGGCUGAAAGGAGCAAACUUGCAAGGGUGGCACCAGUGAAGCAGAGCCACCUUGUUAGGACAGGCCCGGAGCAGAGACUCCGGGUCUGUUUCACACCAAGACUGUGUCCGGCUGCCGUGUGCCCUCGUGUGACAAAGCCAUGUCAGUUUACAAAUAGCAGUGACGGGCAGCGAGACUUGUGUUUUGUUUUUAUUCUAUUAAGUAAAGCGAAAACAUGGGGGGAUGCGUUUUCACAUAAGAUGAGUACGUUUGCUUGCUGCAGGUGGGUCGCUGCACAUUUACACCCUGUGACCCGGCAAACCUGAUUCGUUUGCAGGAACAGCAAGAUUUAGUCUUUAUCUGUAUUUACUCAUGUAGUUAAAGCCCCUUGGGCUCCUGUCGAGGCCCUUGUUGCGGUAGGCAGGGUUACUGUGGAGGGCCCCAUUUAGCCAGUUACAGAGGCUUUCUUUUUAAAGGUGUUUUCUAACCACAUUGAGGCUUUGUAGUGGAAAAGAAAGGCGGGAUGGACUUCUUGAUAGUUCUGGCAUGGUUUAUAAUUUUAGAAUUGGAUUAUUUUUAAGCUGUCCUUUCUUUAAAUACCUGUGUACAUCACAGGUUUUCUUUUCCUGAAUCUUACUGUUUUAGAUUGUAAAAGCAAUCUAAGUGAAACGAAGACUUUAUAGUUGGAAGAACUGGGCAAAUGAAAGACAUGAAAGGCAUUCUCACCAACUCAAUUAAGUCAAAAGCCCUUUUAUUAAAACGUAUUUUCAUUGCUAUGAUUACUGACAAUUUUAAAAAGCCUGAUAUUAGAACCGCAAGCAGGAUCGAAAUUAAGUUUUUGCAAUUUGUCAUCACAGUGAAAUAAAAAAGAAAUUCGAAAAAGCACAGUUGUAAGAAGAGAUGCGGAUAAAAUGCCUUUUAUCACGGUUGACUGAAUGGUUGGGGUAAUUGGGAGUUCUUACAGACUUGUAUUGAAAUGGGCAAAUCAGAAAACAAAAUACUGUUAACAGCAGGGGGUAUAAUUCACUUUACAAAUCGGAGAAGUUAUUUAAGCAGUUAUUAUUCUCGUGUACUUUGUGUAGGAAUAAUUGAGCUGUCAAAUAGGUGUGGUGGUGACAUUUCUCCAGAGUUACUGUACUACACUUCAAUACUGAUCCCCUAGUUAAGAUUUAGAAACCAUCACCAACAAAAAAAGGGUCUAUUCACUGUUUCAGUCAUCAGGAUAGUUUAAGACACUGGGGAAGGUGAUGGUAAAAUAUUUUUCGCAGUGCUCUGUGUGUAACUUUUCAGAUAUAAAUGACUUUGUUUUUAAUACACUUAAGUAUAGUCAUGGGCAAAAUACUUUAUGUAAGAUAACAUUGCUGUAUUGAAAGCAGUGGCAUGUUUUUUCCUUUACACCAGCUCACUUAUAUUUCUUUCAGUAAAACAUUUUUAAAACUGUGGUCAUUGUAUGGUUGUAGUUUCAGGUGUUAAAUAGAAGUAUUUUCCCUUUUCAACUGGCACAGGCUUAAUGACUCACUGUAGUAUAAAGCGGAAAAUACCCAUUCUAAACUAGGGAACUUUUUUGAUCAGAGAGCAUUCUUACAGUAACAAUUUGCAUUCUCAUUAAUAACCCAUUUUUUAGUAUGAUAUAUAUAUAUAUAUAUAAAUAAACAUUUUUAGUCCUCAAAUAUGGACAGCUUCUGUUAUGAUAGACAGACAGACUUGCAUGCUCUGGGAGACCUUGCUGUUCCAGCAGGGCUUUGAUUUUUUUGGCACCUUUAUAUUCAAUUAAAAUACAGCAGCCUCAUUGGAGUAGUACUUGCUGUAAAAGGGUCCAAACCAUCAUUUUUCACUUUUGUUGUGCAUGAGGAGCAAAUAACUCUGCUGUAAGGCAUCAUGAACAUACUAAUGCCUUCACUUUAUGAUUUUUUCUCCCUAAAGUUAGUUUCUCUGGCCUUCACAGGUGAAUGUUGUAAAUCAGCCUGAAAUGUAAAAACUGCGUAGAAGUAUUUAUUUUCUGACUGAAAUCUUUCCUAUUGUACUUGAAAUGUAAAAUGCAGGUGAUAAGCUACAAAUUUACUUUGCAUUAUAUGCUAGAAUUUACUGACAGUAAUCAACAGAAAUAUAAUACAGAGCUAGUGUAGAGUACUGGAUGAGUAUGCAGGCAUAAUAUAGAUGAACAUCCAACUUUGGCAUAAGUGAAAAGGAAAAAAAAUUCUUAUAUCACACAAGCAAAACAAAGACAUUCUUUAGCCUUGUAACAACUAAGAUGUCAAAAUAUAAAGGUUGUUGAGGAAACAUGUCUUUCUUUAAUAGACAAGAUGGCAUUAAAACCUGCAAGUUACUGCCAUGGGUAUUCUGAGAAGACAGACUGUGAGCCUGUCCUUCCCUCAAGUACAACUUUUGAAAUUUUUGGGAACAGGAGGUAAAAGUGUUGGUAUCCAGAGAGGUGUGUAAAGGGAAGGAUGAAAUACUCAAUCUGCCCUUCACUUUUGGCAUGCUGUAGAAGUCUGCUUGUUUUACUUUGAACACAGAGUGAAAUAGAUAAACAAUGUUAGGGGUUUAGCUUGUUUGUUUUCUUUAGAACUAAAUGGUUAGGUUUUUUAAGCAGUUCUAAGAUUUUGUUUGUUUUGCUUUAUGGCACAACAAGCAAAUCAAUGUUUGAUAGUAAUGCACAUGUUAUAAAUAUCCCUACUAUGGGUAGUUGAUGUAUUUUUAGUAAAAAAUAUUGACUGCCCUGUGUUUGCCCAGUUAUGUCUAUAUGGAUAUAUUUGUCUGUCUGUGAAAACACAGAAGAUGAAGUUUACCAGGGUUUAUUAGCCUGGUGAAGGGAUUGUUUCAGUGGCCUAAUAUGUAUUAAAAUAUGACUGAUAUUAUCUCUGAGAAGUGGAGGGAAGAUGUGGAGAGGGGAGAAGGGAAAGCUUCCUUAUUUAGAGAGUAUCACAGUAUAAACAGUAUUUCCUAGGUGUGUGUUUACGUGUGUGUUGAAGCUCAUUAAAAUUGUUACUUGCAGAAGAAAGUUCAUCAUUCUUGUUUUAUUAAUAACAGGCCAGUACAGUUUUCCAUGCUCACUUGAAGCUUCUGUUGAUGUCUGUAGCUGUUUAGAGUGUGCCUAGAAUGCAGAAUCAGGUCCACUUGAAAUACUUUGCAUAUAAAUUAAGUUGCUUUGCUUCAUUUAAUUGGCUGAUUUGGCUUUGUUGCAGUAUUGCAAAUCCACUGAUAAUAUGGGAUUUUUUUAGAUUAACACUGGGAUAUCUGGCACCAACUUUUUACCUUAGAUUUAGCAGCCUUAUCCAAAAUGAUGGUUUUAAUAAUCCAUGUUCUGUAAUGAGGCAAGAAAAAUGUGAUGAAUUCAUUCAACAAUUAUUAGCCAAAAAAGGCCCUUUAUUUUAGAAAAAAGACCAAUGGUAUCUGCUUCAAUGAUGGAAAAUUUUUUCAAAGUUUCAAAAAGUCAUCCUUUUUUGCAAGAGGCGAUAAUUCAAUGGUAAACAUAUAUCUAGUUCUAUCAAGAAAAGGUGUAACAUUCCAAUAAACUUAUUGGAUUGUAAAAUCAAAAAAGUUUUAGAAAAAGUUAAUUAGAUACUUUAUUUUCCAAACGGGCUACCUAUGUUUUUUGCUCUGUCAGUAUUAGAGUAUCAUAUUGCAGAUUAAUGGUUAUAGACUGAUUAAUAAUAGGUGCCACAGUUUUCAUUACAUCAAAGCUGUCCACCCAUCUUUUUCCCUCAGAGGAAUAACAGAUGAUUAGUCAGCCUCUAAAAUUUUGAUAAAUGUUUGCCUGGUAUCUAAAAUUGCACAGUUUUCCACAGAUGAAGCCUUGGAAGGUGAGACAUGAAUCAAUACCACUCAGAAAGCCUACAUACUACCUUCACAUUUACAUGGUUGGCCCAUGGUAAUUGUACAUGCCUACAGAAAAUACUCUUACCAAACCCCAUAAUUCAACCUUUUAAGUGUAACUUCUUAUUUCUGCAAAAAGAUCAUGCGUUUUCUCCAAAUGUGUAAAUGUAAAUCUCCAUCCAGAAAGCUUCCUAUUUGGUAUCUGGAUCAAAAUUUAUUUAGUUCCAAAGAAAACAAUUACAGGUUUUGUUGUCAAGCUAGAGCUUUCCCAUUCUUCCCAUAUGUCCAUAAUUAAUACCUUUACCUCCUUCAGAGAUCUUUCCAUAGUUUGACUCAUUAACUGAGAGUAUGGAUUUGCUCUCUAUAAAAUUAAUCAGAAAAGAAAAGCACAUGUAGAAGAAUGGUGAAAUAUUUAGUGUUGGUUUGAUCAUUUGCUUGCAUUUGUGAUUCUGCAAAGCUCACAGAAUGUUUUUUCAGGAUGUGCACAGACACAGCAGUGCUAUGUAGUAUACUGUGUCCCAGGCCUGCAUGCAGCUGGUAGAGGAGUAAUCAGCAGUGGAAAACAAUGACCCUCCUGAGUGCACUUUGUGACCGUUUCUUGGUGUUACGCAGUUUUCUCCCACUCAUGCCAGAAAAGCCUUUCCUUGCUUUGAUGAGCCCAUCUACAAGGCCACAUUCAAAAUCAGCAUCAGACAUCAAGCAACUUACUUAUCUUUGUCCAACAUGCCAGUUGAAACUUCUGUUUUUGAAGAAGAUGGAUGGGUUACAGAUCACUUUUCACAGACCCCUCUCAUGUCCACCUAUUACCUGGCUUGGGCAGUGUGCAAUUUCACAUACCGGGAAACUGUCACCAAGAGUGGAGUAGUUGUACGGUUAUAUGCAAGGCCUGAUGCAAUCCGAAGAGGAUCGGGGGACUAUGCUCUAAAUAUUACAAGGAGACUCAUUGAGUUUUAUGAGGAUUAUUUUAAAGUGCCCUAUUCCCUGCCAAAAUUAGAUCUGUUGGCUGUGCCUAAGCAUCCUUAUGCUGCUAUGGAAAACUGGGGACUGAGUGUUUUCGUGGAGCAAAGGAUACUGCUAGAUCCAAGCAUUUCUUCUAUUUUAUACCUACUGGAUGUCACCAUGGUCAUUGUACAUGAGCUGUGCCAUCAGUGGUUUGGUGACCUUGUGACUCCAGUUUGGUGGGAGGAUGUGUGGCUGAAGGAAGGUUUUGCUCACUAUUUUGAAUUUGUUGGGACAGACUACCUCUAUCCGGGGUGGAACAUGGAAAAACAGAGAUUUCUGACAGAUGUCUUACAUGAAGUAAUGUUGCUGGAUGGAUUGUCCAGUUCACAUCCAGUAUCCCAGGAAGUGCAGCAGGCCUCAGACAUCGACAGGGUGUUUGACUGGAUUGCCUAUAAAAAGGGUGCAGCUCUGAUUCGAAUGUUGGCUAACUUUAUGGGUCACUCUGUGUUUCAAAUGGGCUUACAAGACUAUUUAACCAUUCACAAGUAUGGCAAUGCAGCCAGAAACGAUCUCUGGAACACAUUGUCAAAGGCUUUAAAAAGGGUUGGAAAAUCUGUAAACAUCCAAGAGGUAAUGGAUCAGUGGACAUUACAGAUGGGUUAUCCUGUUAUCACUAUCUUGGGAAAUGAAACUACAGAGAACAUCAUAGUCAUCUCCCAGGAGCGUUUUGUUUAUGAUAGUGAUACUAAACCCAAGGAUCCUGCCCGUGGGGACAACAGCUACUUGUGGCAGAUUCCAUUAACAAUUGCAGUAGGAAAUACGAGCCACAUCUCAUCAGAGGCAAUUAUAUGGGUGUCUAACAAAUCAGAACACCACAGAAUUCCUGCUUUGGAAGAGGCAAGUUGGUUGCUGGGGAACAUAAACCAGACUGGCUACUUUAGAGUUAAUUAUGAUAUUAGGAAUUGGAGGCUGCUAAUUAAUCAGCUAACAAGGAACCAUGAGGUUAUCUCUGUCAGUAAUCGAGCAGGCUUGAUUGAUGAUGCAUUCAAUCUAGCCAGAGCUGGUUAUCUGCCGCAGAAUAUACCUUUGGAGAUUAUGAAGUAUCUUUCAGAGGAAAAAGAUUUCCUGCCUUGGCAUGCUGCCAGCCGAGCUCUUUAUCCUCUAGAUAAAUUGCUGGACCGUACAGAAAACUACAAUAUCUUCAAUGAGUAUAUAUUAAGACAAGUGGCAUCAAUGUAUCUGAAGCUUGGAUGGCCAACGAACAAUUUAAACAAAUCACUUGUUCAAGCAUCAUACCAACAUGAAGAGUUGCGUCGGGAAGUCAUCAUGUUGGCCUGCAGCUUCGGGAACAAACACUGUCACCAGCAGGCUGCAACGUUAAUCUCUGACUGGAUUUCUAGCAAUAGGAACCGAAUACCUCUCAAUGUGAGAGACAUUGUCUACUGUACAGGAGUUUCACUGAUGGAUGAAGAUGUAUGGGAGUUCAUUUGGAUGAAAUUUCAUUCUACCACAGCAGUGUCCGAGAAGAAAAUACUAUUAGAAGCCUUAACUUGCAGUGAUGACAGAAACUUGCUCAACAGACUUUUGAAUUUGUCUCUCAACUCAGAAGUUGUCCUGGAUCAGGAUGCAAUUGAUGUGAUAAUCCAUGUAGCUCGAAAUCCACAUGGAAGGGAUCUUGCUUGGAAGUUUUUCAGAGAGAAGUGGAAAAUACUAAAUGCUAGGUAUGGAGAAGCGUUAUUUAUGAAUUCAAAGCUUGUCAGUGGGGUCACAGAAUUCCUCAAUACUGAAGGAGAACUAAGAGAGCUAAAGAACUUUAUAAAGAGUUACGAAGGGGGUGCUGCUGUCUCUUUCUCUCGUGCUGUGGAAACAGUGGAAGCCAAUGUGCGGUGGCAAAGGCUUUAUAAGGAAGAACUGUUCCAGUGGCUAAGAAAAUCCUUGACACAGUAAUCUGUCUUUUAAGCCAAUCAUUUAAACAUGACUUACUGCAAGAGGAAGAGGAGACAUUUUAAAAGUGUUCAACAUGAAAAUCAUGAAGACGAGAUCAGACUGCAGGGAUAAGGUUUUUUGUUUUAUUGUUUUUUUCAUUGUGGAUUUUUCUUUUUACACUGAACUCUUGUGAAAUUGUCAAGAAGAUUUUCAGAAGAGAAGAUCAUGAAUGCUUGUGAAACCCAGUCCUCAGUGUACACAACCAAACAUGAUAUUAAGUGGUGCAUGUAAAUGUCGGGAAAAAAACAAACAAAAAAUCCUUCAAAGGCUAUUUUGUGCAUGCUUGUACUGUCUUUGCCUGUAUUUUAGCAUGCUUAUGUAUAACAGCCACAUUUUGUAUGUGAGUUCCAGUUACAUCAAAGUUGGGCAUUAUACAAAGCACAAAGACUCUAUGACAAUCACUAUUUCGAUGAAAAAAAGGAAAGCAAGGAAAAGGAAAUGCAGAAGGCUUCCAGCUUGGGGUGGUAUGAGAUGUAAAAUCUACUUUCCCACUUGCUGCCAGUUUGUCUACCACUCAGAUUGUCUCCUAAUGAUUACAAAGAUGCCAGCUCAUUUUUUGAAUUACCAGUUAUAUCUGCAGUCUCCAUAUUCCUAUAUUUAAAUAAUCAGAAUAGUGAGAGAGGAGAAAGAGAAAAAGGCCAGGAGCAGGGUUAGAGAGAGAAAAUGAGAAGGACAUCAUCACUGCAUUAUAAUCAUAUACAUUUGUUCACUGCUGAUCAAUGAAACUCUGUAGUUUCAACUGCAAACGUGUGUGGGGGCAGGAGCUUUGCAUUGAUUUCACAGAAUCCAUGAACCACCUCUUCUCAGCUACUUUACAAGGCACUGAUACAAUGGAUCAUGCAGGUCACCCAGCCUGUGCACUAGUAAGUUUUGUAGCUCACAGUGCACAAGUAUUAUAAAUAAACAUAAGAUUCAAAUGAAAAUUAGGAAAGAGGGAGAAUAUCUUGCAUGCAAAGACUUAAAAUUGCCCAAGAGGGUUGUCUUGCAUGUGGUAGACCAGCUCUGUAGUGAUUUAUUAUGAUAGACAGGUCAGAUUCUCUAUAUAGGCAACACUUCUGCAAAUAUGGAAUGUAUGAUUUAUGCCAUAAUUGAAAAGUGAAAUAUGGAGAGAGUGAGGGGGGUAUACAUGUGUUUAUUUGUACUGACUAAUACUGAGAACGUGGUUUUCUUUUGGAUCCCUUAUACUUCAUAUAGACUAUUGUUCAUGAAUGACAUUUUUCUUAAUCGUGUUUAUUUCUUCUCAAUCCUUAAUUUGAAAGAUCAGUGACACAGUGGAAUUGUACAAUGACUGUCUGCACUCUGGAGCUAAAUGUUGAGGAUAAAACUGGUGAGGGAAAAUACUCUCUCAUUUCCACACUGGAGGAAAAAGCCACAAGAAUACAGUUUUCAGGAGUCAGAUUGCAGCAGCUUCAGAGGUAGAAUAUAGAUGUGGGACAGUUUCUUUAUCCCGUCCCAACCUAUCCCAACCAUCUGACCACAUCAUGGCCAUGUACAUUGGGAGCACAUGGCCCACUAAAGUAGAGAGUAGCCAUUCUGUCUGGUUGCCCUCACAAGGCAUGGAAGUUACCAACACGCUUUACACUUGCAGUUGCUUAUCCCCAGUAAGUUGUGAAAUGAAACAUUAGUGUGUAAAGAACCAAACCCAAGCAUCUUCUGAUAUUUUUAGAGUUGUGUGGAGACAGUAUUGUUUUCUGGGCUCUCAUUCCCAAGGUAUUCUGCUCCUCAAAAACUAGCAGACCCAUCCUGUAACUAAGCUGUUGUACUGAUCUUGGUGCCUGUUGUUGUGUGCCCUUUAUUUUUGGAGGGUGUCUGUGGGUUGGGUGCAUGAAAUCCUUACGUGGGCAUUUUUUCAGCUGUUUGGUGCUGUGUAGCACAUUAGAUUGACUCACAUAUAACCAAAAGAAGAGGGAAUCCUGUGCUCUUGUACUGUUAACUCUUUGCCUUAGUAAGCUCUAAACCUUUGUGCUAUGUUGCAGUGCUAGUGAACCUGCUGCCCAGAGACAUUAUCAUGUCGAAGCUGAGUGAAAUCCUCCUCCUCCUUUGUAUUUUACCUACCUCACAGGGGUGUUGUGAGGCUUGACUAAUGUUAGCAAAGCACUUGAAUAUCAUCUUAUGAAAGGCAUUUAAAAGUGAAAAGUAUUAUUUUAUGCGGUUGACCAAACUCAACCUCAAUGCCAGUAUGUAGCGUCACAUUUUUAAUUUCUACUGAGAAAAAUCACAUGCAGAGUUUUUGGUUUUUUUUAAUAAUAAAAAAGCAAGCCAAAUACUAUUUAAUGUAACCUCUACCCUGUAAUGAAGGCCAAAAUUGUGAUAUCCAAAGAGUGUGCAGAAAGCCAAGCCCUCAAAUAUGAAUUGCUUGGAGGAUUUCAGAGAACAGAAGAGUGUGAAAUGGUCUGUCCCUUUACAAUUUUAUUCAGUAUUGUCUUUGAUGACUUUUCCAGAACCACAGAUUAAACCACAUACCUUGCAAGAUGCACAUAAAAGUUUCUGGUCUUCCCACUGAUAACAGUAUAUUCCAAAGUCAAAAUUUCGCUACAGCCUGUGUGUUUUGCACAGUGCACAGAAAUUUCAACUCUUGCUCAUUUGGAUUGAACUUCUUGCACAUUUAGCUGGUUUUGGAUGUAAAUUGAUAUUUUAGUGGCCUUGAGCAACUGGUCUACCACAGAUAUCAAGACCCAAAUGUAUAUAUUAUACAUACCCAUUAAUGUGUUGCUUAUAAUUGUAUUCUAAUAAUGUUAGUAUUAUUCCUCUAAGGUUGAACUGGCCUUUCCAUUAUAAUUCUCUAUUAUUUUAUUUUUUAUGUUUUGUAUUUUGCUGUUUCACACUGAAUCAGGAUUAAAUUUAAAUGGAUUAAAUCUAAAAAAAACCACAAUUGUUUUCUGCAAUAUUCAAACACCCUACAUUUUAUUAUAUGUCUUCAGAAACCUUUUUUAAAGAAAUUUCACACAGCUGUGUGUUAAAGAAUAGUUGAUUCCUCAUGGAAAGUUCUAAUACUGCUUAGAAAAAUCAAUUGAUCAUAUUGAUUUUCUUUCUCUUUUACCAAUCCUUUUCUUCCCUUGCCCAUAUCUAAAGAUGGUCCUCAUUUUUAUGAUUUAGAUUGUGAUUAGGAAGCCAAAUACUCCAUACUUUUCAGCAUUUUCUAGUAUUUGACUUUAUCCUUUCUAGUGUCCUUUCUAGUGAGAGGAGAUCAUGCAAAAUGUGAUUGCAGUGUGGACAUGGACAUGGACAUGGGUGUCAUUUUAUAGAGAUUUGAUGAGAGUAAAAUCUCUAAUCAGCUUUUGUAUGACUCAGGAUCCUUUGUAGUUAUUAAUUGAUAUGGCUUCCUAUAUCAUAUAGGAAGACUUAUGAGUAGACAUGAUUCUAUGCCAGCAUAAUGAAAUAGCUAUUGUAUUUUUUAUAAAAUUGUCCAGUACAAGUAUCUGGGCUAUUACUUUGUAGCUGGUAGAAUUAUUCAUGUAUCCACUGCUAAUAGCUGUUAAAAUGAUAGUAGCUACUAAUUGUGACGAGGGCAGAACACUGUGAAAACAUUCUUCUGAAAUGACAUGUCAUUUCUGCUGUUACUGGGAGUACUUGGACAUUGGUUAUGUAUGAUAAAAAAAAGCAAACCUAAUGUGUUCUCAAGUGCAUCUAAAUUUGGUUAUCUUUUCAGUGAAUAUAGCAAGAAUUGUGAUCCUACGCUGGAAACUGAAGGUGAAUUUUAUGUAGUUUUUGGGCUGUUGUAGAUAUUUCACUGAUCUUUAGAGUGCCAAAGGAAAUAUGCCCUUAUGCAGAAGGGUGCUUUCACAGCAAAGAUCCUGAACCAUACAAUUAAUUCUUUAGUCAUAAGUAAUAAAAAAUUAAAAGAGUGUGUGUGUGUGUGUGUGUGUGUGUGUGUGUGUGUGUGUAAAAUCCUCCAUAGACAUACUUUUCCCAUAAAAAUCUAAUUAUUUGGAUAGAAUAAAGCAAAGGUAACAUUUGCAGGGGAGGGUGCCUUUAUUUAGAUACCUGCAUAAUAAGGUUUUGGUCUUCCACAUGAUCAUAAAUGAUACUGAAAAUAGACUUUGAGUCAAAUGUGUAACUUUAUCUUUGAGGAAAAUGGAUGAGGGUUUGAAAACUGCUAAUGUAUAUAAUCAGCUUAGCAGCACUCUUGCUAUGAGUACUCACCAUAUCAGGCUACCUGUCCUAAGCAGGAUAUAGCCACAGUGUCAAUAUGAGCAUGAAGGAGUAGAAGGACCAUCCAGCUGUAGAGCAGCCUAAAGAAAGUCUGUUUGCUCAGCUAUGGAUGGAGCAGUCAGAAAACUGCUGGCUGUAUCAUCUGCCACUGCUGCCAGACCACCUGGGUUAGGAAAGCAGCUGGGAACCACUGAAAUGCAGAAAGGCUCCAUCCAACUUCCUUUUCAUCUGUGUGGAAGAGACGCAAGGUCCCUUGGCUGACUAUGGGUUGUGAAUGAUCUUCAGAGAUGAAUGUCACUGCCUUGUGCUAGCAGAAAGCAAAGGUCCAGCUAAUGAACCUGCACUGCUCAGAAAAAAUAGACCUCAGCUCUGGCCAUCACAGCUGAAAAGUGUUGACCAAAAUGUUUGUAAAGGUCUAGAUUAUUAUAGUGUUCCUCUUCAAAAAUAUUUUCAAACAGUCAAAUAUUUGAUUUUCAAGUGUGAAUAGGAACAGAUACUUUUUCUUUAUGAUGUUUUUGUUAAUAUUUGAAAGUGUACCAGGAAUUUCUUGGGCUUUUUUUAACAAGUGGGUUAUAAGGAUAUACUACAAAUUAUUUCUGGUAAUAAUUCUAGUAAUAGUAGUAAUUGUACUCAUACCAUAAAAUACAAAAAACCCAAACAAAAACAAUCAGAUGCCUUCGUAAACCCGUAUGGCACCAGUGACUGUGCAGCUCUCUUUUUGCAUACAAAGAUGUAAAAAAAGUUGGUCACUUUGUUUCUCAUAUGACCGUGCAAGCUUCUGCUGGUCUUAAUACCAGUUCUGAAACCCAGUGAAACCACUCUGACUUGAGCAAGUAGUUCAUGCUGACAUGAGUAAUUUUGUUUUCAGUGGGAAGGAAGGGGAGGAAGGAUUUUUCACCAAAGUAAGGCCACACACCCUCAUUAGGCAGAAUUUUAAAAUCAAGAUUAUUGAUAUUGAACUUUGCUCUCUUUCGUGUCCAUGCUGGCACUGGAGUGGCAUUCUGAGCUUGACCUUAGAAUAUGGUAACACAGUUAGAGGCUGAAAUUUAAAAGACAUAUGGAGCCAGUUUCAUUGAGGUAUGUUUAAGGAGAAUCACCCACAUGAGAAGUGCUGUGAGUCAGACCAAAUGUAAUUUCUCAGAAGAAAAGGCAUUUAUAUUUGACUGAUUUGUUACUAGUGAAGUAAGUGUGACCUUGCCAAUCAGUAUUUCAGAAUGCUUUGCUUAUUUAAUGUGUACCAUUUCCUGAGAAUAUUGAAGCAAUGUUGGUAGAGAACACAGGUGAGCAUCUUUGUGAGAGCAGAGGGGCUGUGCUGCAGCAGGCAGUCAUGAGCCGGAGGCUUUUGCCAGAGUCCCCCAGCAUUUUCUGGACAGCAUCACUUGGAUCUGCUUGAUCAGGAUAGCCAUGGUACAAUGGACCAGGCCAGCAGCCAAGAUGCAGUCUCAGUUCUUUGUGAUACAUUUCACUCCACUUAAUACGUUGGUUUCUGUAAUUUCAGAAUAAUCUGUGGCCAAACUGGUGGAGCUUGUGUGGCUGCAGAGCCUCUGUGGAUGCCCAGUGAGGUAGAUCUGUUGAAGUGACUGAUGUGAAUUCCAGCUGAGGAUCUACUCCACUGUUCCCAAAACAGCCCUGGAGGUGUCAGCUUGGGUGCUGUACAGGAUGUUUUGUGAAUUUGUAUCUAGGUUUCAGUAGCAUAUAUUGGAUGACAAAUGUUUUUCAUUUUUCUUUGGCUUUUCAUUUGGAUAAUAUUUUGUGAUUGGUUCCAAUGUGAUGAAGCUUUAUAAUUUUUUUUGAGAACUGUAGAAUACUGUACUGUGAAGAGUGUGGCUACUACCCUCUCUUUUUCCUGCAAACAACAGAUUUCAACAGAGAUGGACUUUCCUGGACUUAGACACUCUGUCUGUGAAGAAAAAACAAACUUUGACGGGUUUCAAUGGAAAAAUCAUUGUAAUUACUGUAUAACGACCCUGUAUAAAGACAGCUUUAUUAUAUGUGUAAAUGUAAUUUUGCUAUGUUGUUGUAAUGUUUGAGAGACAAUAGGCUUUGGUGUGGGUGAAACAUACAGCCUUAUAAAAACAGAGAUUGUAUCUCCCAGUAUGAUGCUUUUUUGGCAGGUGUUCAGUUGCUGUAUUUUUGCAGAAGUAAAUAUAAACUGGUUCUCUGAAAACUAACUACACACACGUCAAUGACAUAAAUAGAUCAUAUUGUUGAAAAUAAAGGAUUGAUGAUAAAUUUCAUUAUUUUUCCAAAAGACUCCACAUGUAAGUUUGGCACCUUAAGAAGAAAGAAGUCAUCCUGCAGCUGUUUAUGCUGGUUAUAAUGGAUGAGUCCCUCUGUUAAUUCUGUCUUAACCUUAGAUUAAUUCUGAAUACUGUAAUUAGAAGUUCUCAAAUCUGUAGUCUUGGGAAUUCAGGUUUUUGUCAUGUAAGAGGUGUCAAGUAAACUGACUCUUUUUAUACAGUUCACCAGUGUUUUCAUAUAAAUGUCUGUUUGCUAGAUCAGAAUGCCAUUUUCAUAUAGAGAAAAUACAGAUGAUUGCAUAAUACCACACUUCUCUUUCUAUGUAUCAUGUGUACAUGCAUGUAUAGCUUCUAGUUCUGGAUAUUUUGCUUUGAAAAAUUAUUCAUUGGUUAUUUUUAUUUAUACAGCUAGCUCAAACAGUUUCAACUCAGCAAAACAGUUGGAUGUAAGGCAGGAUGUGAGGCUGUGUUGACCGAGACUCAACCAUAUGUAUAAAUCUGUAGGCAGUCCCUCUGAUGUCUGUGGGAUUAAUUAUAAACUUCAAAUUAAUGUAUAUUCACUGUAAACUCCUGCAUAUGACUGAACUAGUAUUUCUGGAAAGUGAUUUAGGUUGAAAUAUGUUUCUACAUAGGUUUCAGGUGCAGUAUAUGGUGAUAUGUUUUUGCUGAAUUUAAAAUCACAGCUUUAUAUAGAACUAACUACUCUCUCUGCUUUUUUUUAAUUUAUUUUUUUUUCACAGAAAAGGAUAUAUUUUGCAUAUAGAAGGGAGAUGUUUACUGAUUCUCUGUAUAUCUAAAAUGCCACAUUGAACAAAGUUUUUCAUUUAUUGUUUGGAGCAUUCUAGGCUUUUUGAAUAAAGCCAGAAUUAUUCUUACAGUGCUAAUUAGCAAAUAUAGAACUAAUCAGAAAUUGAAAACAUAAGCCAAAUAAAAUAUUUGAAUUUCUGAGAACAGUGUUUUUUGUUACAUGCCUUUAAAAAUGAUUACAUAAAUAUGGGACCACUGUGUGUUCAACUUAAAAUUUUUAUUCCACUCUUAAGGACUAACUAAAUGGAAUUUUUUUUUAAGAGAAACUUGAUCUUCUGUAUUUUAACCAAAACAAAUUUGAAUUUUGUCUCUGAUAAUAAAAUUUUGUAUAGUAAUGUGUAAUUCA
Messenger RNA from Cyanistes caeruleus (blue tit), 14307 nucleotides. The record is from RefSeq and is a predicted model, not a curated record. Lineage: Eukaryota; Metazoa; Chordata; Aves; Passeriformes; Paridae.